CAGACCGACCCUUGCCAGUCUGACCAGCACAGUCCGAGGAUAGCAGUGCCGUGGAGAAGUUGCAGGUGGGGGCCUGCGAAGCUUCUACACAGACAGCCAGAGCAGGCCAGAGACAAGAUUAGAGGAGGCAGAGGAAACCAGGGGCAAGGCAAGCAGAGAGAGGCCCUGGGAGCAGAAGAGGUGGCAGCCAAGGCCCUGAGACCUAGACAUGAUGAAGCCGGAAGGGCGCGGCUUGACCAAGAUGAGGGGGCACCAGCUCUGGACAGCCACCAGCAAGGCACUGUUUGCGGAGUUCCUGGCCACAGGGCUGUACGUGUUCUUUGGCGUGGGCUCGACUCUGCACUGGCCCUUGGCGUUUCCCACUGUGCUGCAGGUCGCCAUCACCUUCAACCUGGCCACAGCCGUGGUUGUGCAGAUCACCUGGAAGGCCAGCGGGGCCCACGUCAACCCCGCCGUGACGCUGGCCUUCCUUGUGGGCUCUCAGAUCUCAUUGCCCCGUGCUGUGGCCUAUGUGGCUGCCCAGCUGACAGGGGCCACUGUGGGGGCUGCUGUGCUUUAUGGAGUCACAACGGGGGACCUUCGAGAGACCCUUGGGAUCAACAUGGUCUGGAGCAACGUCUCGACCAGCCAGGCAGUGACAGUGGAGCUGGUUCUGACCCUGCAGCUGGUGCUCUGUGUCUUUGCUUCCACCGACGGCCGUCAGGCAUCAGGCUCCCCGGCUGCCAUGAUCGGGAUAUCCGUGGCAUUAGGCCACCUCAUCGGGGUCUACUUCACUGGCUGUUCCAUGAAUCCAGCCCGCUCCUUCGGUCCUGCCAUCAUCGUUGGGAAGUUCACACUCCACUGGAUCUUCUGGGUGGGACCCCUGACAGGGGCUAUCCUGGCUUCGCUGAUCUACAACUUCAUCCUGUUCCCUGACACCAAGACCCUGGCCCAGCGACUGGCUAUCCUCACGGGCAAUGCGGAGACAGAAAAACUGGUAGCGGUGGAGUCCCAGAAGGAAUCCCAGUCCGGUUCAGGGGACACCAAACUGGAAAGUGUGUGUCAGAUGGUAUAGAACUUGGCUCCCGUCCUCAGGCUUCUGAGAGGAGCUGGGGAGGUGAGCAGUAUGUCCAGGACUUCAAGUUUUCUGGGGAGAUAGGGGGUGCUUUCAAGGGUGGGUAGGGAGGCUUGGCCUCUUGUCCUAACAGGGUGGGCAAGGGGUGCCAAUCCCUUUCCCUGGCAUUACAUUUCUAGAUAGAAUCUGGGGAGCAAAUAUGUUCAGGUUCCUCCUCCUCUACCUCUUAACGGGACAGAGCAGAGGGAGGCGGGGAACUGCCGUCCUCUUCUCUCAUCCAUCUGGACUCCUGAUCCCCAUGUCUAAGCAGGCAGCCACUCUGCUUAGAGACUAAGGGCUAAAGGGACCUCAGGGAACCCCAACUUUUCAUCCCACCCUUGGGGAGGAGGGGCCAGACUUCACAGAAGCCUGAGUUCCUCAGAGGCAUGUCUCUGCUCUUGGGUGUGGUUUGGGGGCUAUGGCUCCCCCUCAGACUGGGGGCUUUCUGAGGACAGAGAUUACCUUCCCAAGAGACCUUCAUUCUUCAUUUCUCCAAAUGCCCAGGAAAGGACUCCACACUUAGGAAGAGCCGAUACUAAAAGGGCACUUUUCUUGGGCUAGCAGAUGGGCAGGCUAUAGGAAGACAGGUUUGGGCCAAACAGGCCUUUUCCAGAGCAAGCUCUUUCCGGGUGUUUGCCCGCCUUCUAUCUCAGCCCCAUUCACAGGAGCAAUCCUGAGAGGGGCGACCCCAGCCCAGCCCUGGGUCCAUGAUUUGGGCCAGAAAAAGCCAUCUCCAGCCUCAUUCUCAGCUCCACCAGGAGCCCUCAAAAGCUGCUGAAUAAGCCCCAACGAUGCUAGGAACUCAAGAAUGACCCAGGAAACCACAGUUUUCAGUUCAAUGCCUCUGAAUGACUACCGGAGUCUCAGUUGGUUGGCUAAUAUUUACAAGCUGCUGCAAAUUGACUCUGCCCAUGACGUGGGGUCCUAUCUGGAUCUCGGCUUCCCCAGCUGUUGAAUGGGCACAAGCCUCCCCCAGGGAAUGCUGUGAAAACAAACAAGGGAUUGGAAAAUGUUUGGGGAAAUUAAAAUGCUAGAAAA
Hipposideros armiger (great roundleaf bat) is the source of this 2131-nucleotide messenger RNA. It is a transcript of the gene AQP6, whose product is annotated as aquaporin 6. Bases 209 to 1054 code for a protein of 281 amino acids. Gene Ontology annotation, cellular component: apical plasma membrane; plasma membrane. The transcript is spliced from 4 exons. Lineage: Eukaryota; Metazoa; Chordata; Mammalia; Chiroptera; Hipposideridae. Gene Ontology annotation, molecular function: water channel activity; nitrate transmembrane transporter activity. The record is from RefSeq and is a predicted model, not a curated record. Gene Ontology annotation, biological process: transmembrane transport; carbon dioxide transport; water transport.